This is a messenger RNA of Durio zibethinus, 1312 nucleotides long. RefSeq lists its product as uncharacterized. Gene Ontology annotation, cellular component: chromosome, centromeric region; nucleus. Lineage: Eukaryota; Viridiplantae; Streptophyta; Magnoliopsida; Malvales; Malvaceae. Gene Ontology annotation, biological process: meiotic sister chromatid segregation; maintenance of meiotic sister chromatid cohesion. The record is from RefSeq and is a predicted model, not a curated record.
UCUUUCAUUCAAUCUUUCCCUUAUUCUCUGGGAAUCCAGUCUUUAUUCUCGAUACAUGAAAGAUCUUAAAUUUGCCUCUUUGUUGUUCAUUCUAAAGAACAAGUUCAGUUCUUUCUAUAUCUUCCCACUUCCUUGUUCAAUAUUUUCCAUUUUUUCCUUGGUUCUUUGUCUCUUUAACAUUAGUCUUCCUAGUUUUAGGGGUUUCUGAGACUGUUUUCGCAGAAUGGGAGGCGAAAAAAUGGCGAAAAGAUCAUCUUUUGGGAGCAUUGUGAUGAAGAGAUUGUCCGAUAUCACCAAUUCACAGUCACAUCCCAAGCAUUCAAGCCAAGAGGAAAAGCCUCAACAUAUUUCUCCUGCUGCUGAAAACUACAUUAAUCAGUUAAUCAAGGAAAAGAUGACACUGAUGGAACUUAUUGAGGAGAGAAAUAGGAUUAUUGAAUUGAGUGGAACUGAGCUGCAGAACCUGAGAAUUUGUCUACAAAAAUUACAGCUACAGAAUUGGAACCUUGCUCAAUCAAACAGUCAGAUGUUAGCUGAGCUUAAUUUAGGGAGAGAUAGGGUCAAAGCUCUGCAGCAUGAACUUGUAUGCAAGGAUGCUUUACUUAAAGCAAAGAACCAGGAAAAAAAGGAAAAAGCGGAUAUCAACAGCCAAAAUACUGGCUCACAUGGGGGACAGCAAGAAGCUAAGGAGUGCAUGCCUAAAGCUAAUGAUGAUGACAAGCCUUGUACCCGCAACAGAAGACGCAAUGCUAGAAGUCAAUCUAUGGGCCCUUCAACUACAAGCCAAAGAGAUGGAGAUAAAGAGAAGAUUGAAAACAAAAGGCGUUGUUUGAGAAGGCAAUCUGCUAGGUUCAAAUCCCAAGAGUCAGAACCAACAGCAGAGAAUCUAUUUGAGAUUGAUAAUGUUAAAGUUGCGGCUACUCCUAUGCAUGAAGGUGGUUCAACUCUAUUAGGUUCAUCCAUUAUAACGGAAGAAAGUUGUAACCCAAGAGCUGAAACACAAAUAUUGAAAAGAUCUUCAAUUGGAAGACCAUUACGCAAAGCAGUUGAGAAAGUGCAAUCAUAUAAAGAAGCUCCAGUUAAUGUUAAAUUGCGGAGAAAAGACUGAACAGCAAUCAUUCCCCACAUUCCUAGAACCAUUUCAUGUUUAUGGCAUCUUCCUGUAAUCUAUGUAUUGUUGUCUGGUGGAACUUACAUUUUUUUUUAAUGAUUUUAAAAAGUUACUGUAAAAUGAAAAAGUGGAGUGUAGAAAUGUGGAAGGGUUUUCUGAUUCAGUUCAGAAUAUUGUGGCCAAAACUUCAAAUCAGAAUGG